Messenger RNA from Staurois parvus, 9369 nucleotides. Lineage: Eukaryota; Metazoa; Chordata; Amphibia; Anura; Ranidae. The record is from the annotation of a GenBank genome assembly.
AUGGUACAGUCCAAGAUCAAUGCAGUCAACAUCAGCAAUAAACAAUACCAGCUGGGCUGGGAAAAGGCAAAGAAGAAGGGCUAUGAUUUAAGAGCAGAUGCUAUUCCAAUCAAGUCUGCCAGAGCAUCAAGAGACAUCGCUAGUGAUUACAAAUACAAGAUUGGAUAUCGCAAGCAGCAAGGACAUCAUGUUGGCUUUAGAAGCAUAAAGGACGAUCCUAAGUUGGUGUGGGCCUUACAUGUUGCUAAAAUCCAGAGUGACCGGGUGUACAAGAAGGAAUUUGAGAAACAAAAGACCCAUUAUCAAACUCCUGUUGAAAUGCUCUCAGUGCUUCUGGCCAAGAACUGCCAGAAAUUAGUUAGCGACAUUAACUACCGCCACUACCUCCACCAAUGGACAUGUUUGCCAGACCAGAAUGAUGUUAUCCAGGCCAAGAAAGCCUAUGACUUGCGCAGUGAUUGGAUAUACAAGUCUGACUUGGAAUGGAUUCGUGGUUGCGGCUGGAUUCCUAAUGGCUCUCUGGAGGUGAACAAAGUGAAGAAAGCUCAGGAGAUCCUAAGUGAACGCCACUAUCGCCAGGCUCCUGACUCCAUUAAAUUCACCAGCAUUGUUGAUGCUCCAGGAAUCCUUCUAGCCAAAACCAAUGCUCUCCAGAUUAGUGAUCGGGUGUAUAGAGAUGCAUGGGAUCAUGAAAAGACUAAGUUCAGCCUCCCAGCAGACACUCCAGGGAUGGUACAGUCCAAAGUCAACGCUGUCAACGUCAGUGAAAAACUCUACAGGAAAGAUUGGGAUAAAACCAAAAUGAAUUAUGACUUAAGAGCAGAUGCCAUCCCUGUUCGCAGCGCUCGGGCUUCAAGAGACAUUGCUAGUAACUACAAAUACAAGACUGCAUAUGAGAAGCAGAGAGGUCACUACAUUGGGACCAAAACUGCCAAGGAUGAUCCUAAACUGAUGUGGUUGAUCCACUCUGGUAAACUCCCAAUUGACAGGAUCUACAAAAAAGAUUAUGAAAAGACCAAGACCAAGGUUCACAUACCAGCGGAUGCAGUGUCCAUCCAAACUGCCAAACAAGUCCAGGCAGCUGCCAGUGAAAUUGACUACCGUCAUUACCUGCACCAAUGGACCUGUCACCCUGACCAGAAUGAUUGUAUUCAGGCUAGGAAAGCCUAUGAUUUGCAGAGUGAUGCCAUCUACAAGUCUGAUCUGGAAUGGAUCCGCGGGUGUGGCUGGUUCCCUAACGACUCGGUGGAAGUUAAGAAAGUGAAGAAUGCCCAAGACAUCUUAAGCGAACGUCAUUAUCGCCAGCCGGCCAGCAACAAUAAAUUUACCAGCAUCGUGGACCCUCCAGCUAUUGUCCUGGCAAAGACCAAUGCUGACCAGAUCAGCUCUUCCAAAUACAAAGAAGCUUGGGAACAAGACAAGAGAACCAUUCAUGUUAUGCCAGACACACCUGAGAUUAUGUUGUCAAGGGCCAAUGCUGCUAAUGUCAGCAAUAAAUUGUACAGAGAUAGCUGGGAUAAAGUGAAGAUGAUCUACGACAUUAAAGCUGAUGCUAUAUCCAUCAAGGCAGCUAAGGCCUCUAGAGAGAUUGCAAGUGAUUACAAAUACAAGUUGACCCACGAGAAGCAGAAAGGUCACUACAUUGGAACACCCACAGCUCAUGAUGACAACAAAUUGGCUUGGUACAUGAAGGCAUCUAAGCUUCCCAGUGACCUUAUAUACAAGAAAAACUUUGAGAAGACAAAGACAAAAGUGAACCUGCCUGUAGAUAUGGUCUCGGUUGUUGCUGCUAAGUUGUGCCAGAAACUGGUCAGUGAAAUUGACUACCGCCAUUAUCUGCACCAAUGGACAUGCCUACCAGAUCAGAAUGAUGUCAUCCAGGCUAGGAAAGCCUAUAAUCUUCAGAGUGAUGCAAUCUACAAGUCAGAUCUUGAGUGGCUUCGUGGUAUCGGAUGGAUGCCAAAUGAAUCACAUGAUGUCAAGAAGGCUAAGUUUGCACAGGACAUCUUGAGCGAUAGGAAGUAUAAAACCAAACCUGAAACUCUCAGCUUUACUGCAGUCGCUGACAGAGUGGAUUAUGUCACUGCCAAACAAGCUGCAGAUAUUCGCAGUGAUAUUAAAUAUCAGGAAGCAUGGAACAACAUUAAGACAAAGUACUCUGUUGUGAAUGACUCCCCUCUGCUGCUAACAGCAAAAGAGGCAGCCAAGAAUGUCAACGAUAAACUCUACAGAUCAGGCUGGGACAAUAUCAAAGCCACCGGGUACUUUAUGCCACAUGAUGCUGUUCAAAUAUCCCAUGCCAAAAAGAGUGGUAUUGCCCAGAGUGAGAUUAAAUACAAAGCUGACUACAUCAAACAACGAGGCCACUAUGUUGGAGUUCCUAAUGCAAAUGCUGAUCCUAAGCUUAAGUGGUUCAAGCAUGUCAACAUUAUUCAGAAUGACAGAGAAUACAAGAAGCUGUAUGAAAAGUUGAAGUCCAAGAUUCAUAUCCCUGCUGACAUGGUACAUCUGGAACAAGCCAAAAUUGGACAGGGCUUGGCCAGUGAUAUUGAUUACCGCACCUAUCUUCACAAAUGGACAUGCCACCCUGACCAGAAUGACUGCAUACAGGCCAGGAAGGCCUAUGACCUACAGAGUGAUGCCGUAUACAAAGCUGACCUGGAAUGGAUUCGUGGUUGUGGAUGGGUUCCUCUGGAUUCUGUGGAGCACCAUAAAGUGAGGAAGGCUCAACAGCUGAUUAACCAGAGAGCCUACAAAAAGGAUGCCAUUGACAACUUUGAAAAGUUCAGCCAUGUGGUUGAUACACCUGAAAUCGUGCUUGCCAAGGCCAAUGCCAUCAACCAAAGUGAUCUGAGAUACAAAGAAACCUUUAACGCUGAAAAAGGCCACUACAUCGGUGCUGCUGAAACACCUCAGAUCACCCACUCCAAAGAGAUGGCCAUACUUGCCAGUGAUAAACUGUACAAAGACUCAUGGGAUAGCACCAAAGCUGUGGGUUACCAACUGGAUGAAAAGUACAUUCCUAUUGUUGGAGCCAAACACUCAAAACUUGUUUCAAGUGAUCUGAAAUACAAAGAACAUUAUGAAAAAGAAAAGGGACACUACCUUGCAGGCACCAAGAUUGACGACUUCCCAAGUGUUGUGCGUUCAUUAGAAUUCCAGAAGAUGAGGAGUAUGCUGCCCUACAAGAAGAAUUAUGAGGACAAUAAAACAAAGAUUCAUAUUCCAAAUGACAUGAUAAACAACGUUGUUGCAAAAAGAUGCCAGCAGAUCCUGAGUGACAUUGAAUACCGCCGCUAUCUCCACGAAUGGACAUGCCUACCAGAUCAGCAGGGUAACAUCCGCGCCAAAAAAGCCAAUGAGAUUUUGAGUGAUGUUUUGUAUAAAGAAGAUCUUACCUGGCUGAAGGGCAUUGGAUGCUAUGUGUGGGACACACCAGAAAUCUUGCUUGCGAAGAAGUCAUAUGAUCUUCAGAGUCAAAUGAAAUACCAGAAAGCAAGCAAGGACAAUUACAAGAACUUUAGCGUUGUUACUGAUACUCCUGUGUAUGUCACAGCUGUCCAGAGUGCCCUCAAUGCCAGCGAUCGUAAGUACAAAGAGGACUAUGAGAAGACCAAGGAUAAAUACACAACUGUUCUGGAGACUGUAGACUACAACCGCAGUCAGAACCUGAAGGAUCUCUUCAGCCAUAACCUGUACAAACAAGCCUGGGAUACUAUCAAAGCCACCAGCUACCAGCUUCCUGCAGACACAGUGGCCUUGUCAUUUGCUAAGCAAAACAAACACAUUGCCAGUGCUCUGAAGUACCGUGAGGAAUAUGAGAAGUUUAAAGCACUUUAUACCUUGCCAAAGGGUAUCCAAGAUGAUCCAGGCACAGCAAGAUGUCUCAGAGUUGUUGAAAACUCCCUCUGGAUCGUUUGUACAGAGAGACCUAUGAAAAGAACAAAGCUAAGAUCCACAUCGCUCCUGACAUGUUGGAAAUUGUUGCUGCCCGGGAAACACAACAUAAAGUCAGUGAAAUUGAAUACAGAAAAUAUCUCCAUGAAUGGAUCUGCCUGCCUGACCUUCAACUCUACGUCCAUGCCCGCAAAGUCAAUGAACAGCUGAGUGAUAUUGUGUACAAGGAUGACCUGAACUGGUUGAAAGGAGUGGGCUGCUUCGUUUGGGAUACACCUGAGAUCCUGCAUGCCAAGCAUGCAUAUGACCUUCGCAGUGAUUACAAAUACAAAGCUAAAGCUGAAGAGUUGAAGAAGACGUUCACCUCAGUGGUGGAUACUCCAGUCUACGUCCAGGCUGUGACCAGUGGCAAACAAAGCAGCGAUGUUGUGUAUCACACUGACUAUGCGAAGAAUAUUAGAGGAAAAGUUACUUCAAGCACCAACACAGUUGAACUGGACAGAGCCAGCAAUGCCAACAAGAUACGCAGUGAUGCUCUGUAUCGGGAGGCCAGCGUCAAAUCUCUUCCCACAGGUUAUAGUCUUCCAAAGGACACGCCAUCUAUUGUACAAGCCAAAAAAGCUCAGAUCAUUAGCAGCGAUCUGAAGUACAAAGAACUCUAUGAACAUGUGAAGGCUAAAUCCUAUACCCUGCCUCCAGAUAAUGUUAGCCUUGUCAACAUCCAGAAAGUCAAUGGCAUCCUUAAUGAGCGGCUUUACCGUCAGUUGUAUCACAAGCAGAAGGAUAAAAUACACACAACUCCAGAUACUCCAGAGAUCCGCCAAGUCAAAGCUACACAGGAUGCCAUUAGUGAUCUGGUGUACAAAUCUGACUAUUUCAAAUUGCAAGGUCACAUGAUCUCCAUGCCAUACACCCAACAGACUAUGCAUUGCCGCUAUGUUGGAGAGAUAACCAGUGAUAAUAAGUACAAGGAAGACUUGCAGUGGCUGAAAGGUCUUGGAUGCUUCCUAUAUGACACCCCAGAUAUGGUGCGGGCUCGUGACCUGCGCAAACUCUGGUCUCACUAUCAGUACACACCACACCUGCCAAGAAAAUGUGGGACAAAUACAGUGUGGUAAUGGACACCCCAGAAAUACAGGACUGUUCAGGAACUAAAGACACAUCUGAGUGAGAAUGUAUACAGAGCUGAUGGCAACAAGCAGAAGACAGUAUACACCACCGUACUAGACACUCCUGACUUUGUUAGAGCAAAGAAAGGACAAGAAAUGCAGAGCAAGUACUUAUACACAGAGGUUGCAACAAAAGAGAGACCCCAUCACCAUGCUGAUGGACAAACACCAGAAAUCAAACUUGCUAAACACGUCAAGGACCUGGUCAGCGAGAAAAAAUACAAAUCUCAAUACGAGAAACUGAAGCACAAAUAUACUACUGUGCCUGACACUCCAAUUAUUCUGAGAGCCAAGAAGGCCUACUUAAAUGCUAGCGAUCUUCGCUACAAAGAAACAUUUGAGAAAGCCAAGGGUAAAUACCACACAGUGAAAGAUGCCCUGGAUGUCAUCUACCACCGCAAAGUCACCGAUGACAUCAGCAAUGUUAAAUAUAAAGAGAAAUAUGUGAGCCAGCUGGGUAUCUGGAGGGCCAUUCCAGACCACCCUGAGUACUUCCAUCACCGUGCAGUGACAGAUUCCAUUAGUGACUUCAAGUACAAAGAGGACUUGACAUGGCUGAAGGGCAUCGGUUGUUACGCGUGGGACACACCUGACUUAACUCUGGCUGGACAAAACAAACAACUCUACAGUGGAUACAAGUACCGCGAGUCUUUUGAAAAGAUAAAAUCCAAAUUCAAGUACACAGCGGAUACUCCUCUGUUCAAUCACUUCAAGUAUGCCACCCAACUGGCAAAUGAGAAAUUAUACAAAGCUGCCCAUGAGAAAGGAGAAAACGCACUACAGCGUUGUUGUGGAUGACCCCCGACACCUUCUGGCUAAAACUGCCAGUGAACAGAUUAGCCAGUGGAAGUACAAAGAGCUCUAUGAGAAGGAGAAGGACAAAUACACAACUGUGAUUGACACACCAGAGCACAACCGGGCUCAGAGGGCCGGAAAACAGAUCAGUGAGAUCAUUUACAAAAUGGAUUGGAACAAGGCUAAAGCCAAAUCUUACACCACAAUCCAUGAUACCCCAGCACUGCUCCAUGCACGGAAAGUAAAGGACAAGAUCAGUGAGCUGAAAUACAAAGAACUCUAUGAGAAGAGCAGAGGACACUGCACCAUGGUGCCAGAUGCUCUCCCUAUCAAGACAGCCAAAGAUGCCUACAAAUCCAUCAGCAAUCUGGAUUAUAAGAGGAAAUAUGAGGCCACCAAGGCUCAUUGGCAGUGGACUAUGGAUAGACCAGACUUCUUGCAGAAUGCAAAGUCUUCUCUACAGCAGAGUGAUUAUGAAUACAAACUGGACAGAGAAUUCCUAAAAGGAUGCAAGCUGUCUGUUACAGAUGACAAAGACACUGUCCUGGCCCUGAAGAAUAAUGAAAUGAAUAGCAAUGUGAAAUACAAGAAGAAGUAUGAUAGAGGAACGUACCAAGGAGAAUUUGGAAUUGUUCCAGAUACACCUCAGAUCAUUCAUGCUAAAUCUGUCAGUGCUCUUGUAUCUGAGAACAAAUACAAAGAGGAUGGAAAGAGGCAGCUGCCACACGGUACAUUUACGACUCUUCCUGAGACCCGUGAUACAGUUCACGUUAAAGAAGUGACUAAGAUUGUUAGUGAGAAACAAUACAAACAAAAGUUUCAAAAGGAGAAAGGCAAGUCCAACUAUGCCAUCAUGCAGGAACCACCCGAGGUGAAGCACGCAAUUGAGGUGGCCAAGGCCCAAAGCAAUGUUGCUUACAGGAAAGCGGCAAAGGCUAACCUUAACUACACAACUACUAUUGACAGACCUGAUAUUCUGAAGGCAACUCAUGUGUCUAAACUAGUCAGUGAUAUUCAGUACAAAGCUAAGGCCCGUGAAGAAGCUGGCCGUGGUAUCUCUGGUCUUGGACGACCAGAUAUUGAACUGGCUCAGGAAGUGUCCAAACUUACAAGCCAGGCUGAGUAUGCCAAAGGAAAGCUGUGGGGACAUGGAGCAGCAUCUUAUGACACCCCCAUCAUGAGGACACUUAAGAAAGCUAAUGAUCUCACUAGUAAUAUAAAAUACAGGGAACAGUUUUCAAAAGACAAAGGAAAGAAACCACAAUAUGAUCUCAAGGAAGCCAAAAUUUAUGAAACCUUGAAAGAAGCAAACACUCUUGCUAGCGAGGUGAAAUAUAAGGCAGAUCUUAAGAAGCUUCACAAACCGGUUACUGACAUGGCGGAAUCUCUCAAUAUGCAGCACAUUACCGGCACAAGCAAGCUAGCCAGUGAUUACCAGUACAAGAAGGAAUUUGAGAAGAAUAAGGGUCACUACCAAGUGGUGCCUGAUACACUUGAACAAGUUCAUGUAAAGGAGGCAACAGAACUACAGAGCAUAGUUAAAUACAAAGAGAAAUAUGAAAAAGAGAAAGGAAAAGCUAUGCUGGACUUUGAAACUCCAACCUAUGUCACAGCUAAAGAGGCUCAGCAUUUGCAAAGUGAGAAAGAAUAUAAGAAAGACUUGGAAGAAUGUAUUAAGGGCAGAAACCUUUCUGGUUUGGAGGUUACGCCAUCAAUGUUACAUGUCAGAUAUGCUACAAAAAUAGCAAGCGAGAAAGUGUACAGGAAGGAUCUGGAUGACACUAUCAAAGGACGAGGCCUGACAGUGCUGGAGGAGACUCCAGAACUUCUAAGAGCCAAGAAUGCCACACAAAUCUUAAAUGAGAAAGAGUAUAAGAAAACACUGGAACUGGAAAUUAAAGGAAAAGGUCUAUCACUGGGGUUAGAAACUCCAGACUUCCAGAGAGCAAAGAAUGCUACCGACAUUGCCAGUCAGGUAAAAUACAAACAAUCUGCGGAAAUGGAAAAGGCCAGUUAUACAACUGUUGUAGAUACACCAGAGAUUAUCCACGCUCAGCAAGUCAAAAAUCUUUCCAGCCAUAAAAAAUACAAAGAGGAGGCAGAAAGAACCAUGUCCUAUUAUGUACCUGUACUAGACACACCUGAAAUGCAGAGAGUCCGCGAGAACCAGAAGAACUUUAGCACUCUACAGUACCAGGGUGACCUUAAACAAAUUAAAGGAAAAGUCACAGUGGUUAAAGACACGCCAGAAAUUCUGCGUGUUAAAGAAAAUCAAAAGAAUUUCAGCUCGAUACUGUACAAAGAUGAAGUUGGAACAGGAAUACCUAUUGGGCACACCCCAGAGAUGGAGAGAAUUAAAAGAACACAGGAUGCCAUUAGCACGAUAAAAUACAAGGAAAGUGUUGGACAAGGUACUCCAAUUCCUGACCUUCCGGAAGUGAAACGCGUAAAGGAGACACAGAAGAACAUCAGCUCGGUUUUGUACAAGGAAAGCUUGGGGCAAGGCACCCCGACACCUGUGACUCCAGAAAUGGAGAGGGUCAAACGCAACCAAGAGAACAUUAGCAUGGUGACAUAUAAAGAAAAUUUGGGAAAAGCCACACCAACACCUGUAACCCCUGAGAUGGAGCGUGUUAAACGCAACCAAGAAAAUAUUAGCUCGGUUCUAUAUUCUGACCAGUUCCGUAAGCAGAUACAAGGCAGAGCUGCCUACGUAAUGGAUACACCUGAAAUGAGACGCGUUCGUGAAACUCAGCGCCAUAUCUCAGCGGUGAGGUACCACGAAGAUUUUGAAAAACAGAAGGGAAGUUUCACUCCUGUGGUCACAGACCCAAUAACAGAAAGAGUGAAAAGAAACACCAUCGACUUCAGUGACAUUAACUACAGAGGAAUCCAGAGGAAGGUUGUGGAAAUUGAGCGCAAGAGAAGUGAACAGGAUCAAGAUGUCACAGAUCUUAGAGUGUGGCGUACAAAUCCUGGAUCUGUCUUUGACUAUGACCCAGCUGAAGAUAACAUACAAUCAAGAAGCUUACACAUGCUUUCUGUUCAAGCCCGUCGAAGCCGUGAGCACUCCCGGUCUGCUAGUGCGCUUAGCUUGAGUGCUGGGGAUGAAAAGUCAGAACUUUCUGAGGCUGCUGACCAACACCAUUCCUACUAUAGCAAUGGAGGUCUGUUUACCACCACUGUAACAGGCCACAAGGAAAGUACACAAAUACUGUUUUACCAAGGAUACAAGCAAGCAAAAACUACUGAGCUUCCACAACAAAGGUCUUCUUCUGUAGCAACUCAACAAACAACUGCCUCCUCCGUGCCAUCACACCCAUCCACAACUGGAAAAACGUUCAGAGCCAUGUAUGACUAUCGGGCAGCAGAUGAUGAUGAAGUCUCUUUCAAGGAUGGAGACACCAUUGUGAACGUUCAGACCAUAGAUGAAGGAUGGAUGUACGGGACAGUUCAGAGAACUGGCCAGACUGGCAUGCUACCAGCUAACUAUUUGGAAACCAUGUAA